Lymnaea stagnalis (great pond snail) is the source of this 445-nucleotide messenger RNA. Lineage: Eukaryota; Metazoa; Mollusca; Gastropoda; Lymnaeidae. The record is from the annotation of a GenBank genome assembly.
AUUCCAUUCUUUGAAGACAUGGCCUGCAUAGCUUUACAAUACAUGGAUACUUUGUAUCAAAGGGAAAACAAGGAGAAAUCCAAUUUUUUUCAAAAGGCUUCCCAAAGUUAUUGAGCGUCUUCCAAAAGUAAUUUUGUUGUCUAUCGAACUUGGAAUCAAUAUCACCCAUGCUGUGUUUAAAAUCCUGCAUGACACAUCCCAUAUUUUUCAAAUGUGAAGCAUGAAAAAUCUAUAGAUGUUUCUGAUUUUUUCAUUUGACCAGCGAGUCAGCCAGUAUAGAAUCCUACCAGCCCUCUUUAAAGAGGGGGUCAACGCCAACAUGGUGCCCUUCAUCUUGCCCUGUAUUUUCCAAAUCUCUAAGAUGUCAUCAACAGAGGAGUACCGGGCACUUGUGCUUCCAGAGCUUAUACCAUUUUUCAAGAUCAGGGAACCUAUUCAGGUACUU